Talaromyces amestolkiae is the source of this 1380-nucleotide messenger RNA. RefSeq lists its product as uncharacterized. The transcript is spliced from 4 exons. The coding region runs from base 1 to 1380 and encodes 459 amino acids. NCBI's taxonomy places the organism in Eukaryota, Fungi, Ascomycota, Eurotiomycetes, Eurotiales, Trichocomaceae. The record is from RefSeq and is a predicted model, not a curated record.
AUGCAUUUAAAGUCACUCCUCGGAGUGCUGGUAUGUCCAGCAAGCCAUGUUUUAGCAGACGAUUACACGGCAGUUGUAAAUUUGGCGUCGACUCGCAGCGCUACAACGCAUAAUACGUCUGCAUUCAUCUACGGCAUGCCCCUGAACUAUGACCCGAACCAGAUCCCGGAUGCGUACUACUCUAAUAUCGCAAUCAAAUUUGGACGCGCUGGUGGUGCCCAAUUGACCGAUCCUUGCCGCGGAUGGACAUUCGGUUUCAACGAGUACCAAUGCCGGUUCAAUGCGACGAUGCUCAACUAUAAGCAAACACGCAAGUUCGGAGCCCAGUUCAUCAUUCUCCCUCACGAUAUAUGGGGUAUCGAUUUCGUGAACUCUACCUAUAACUGGCCCGGCGAUGAUGCAGAUUGGACAAGCUAUGACGACUUCUUGAACCAACUUAUUUCUGAUUUAAAAGCCAAUAACGCUCUUGACGGACUGAUCUGGGAUAUCUGGAAUGAGCCUGAUAUUGGUGGAUUUUGGGGAAGGCCAGCGCAGCAAUGGGUUGAUUUGUAUAUCAGAACUCAUAAGCGCCUUAGAUCCGAUUCAGCUCUGGCCGAUGUCAUCAUCAGUGGCCCUACUCUGGCUGAAUCCCCCGAUGUUGCGAGCUACUGGUGGAGUACAUGGGCUCCUCAAGUUGCAGGCAAUGAGACGUGGCCCGACCAAUACGCUUGGCACUAUGAAGCCGGUGUAGGUUCGAGUGAUCCCGAUAUUAGUAACGCUCUAUUCGAAACCUUGCUCGCGACCUACGGUCUGCCUUUCCGCCCAGUCAAUAUCAACGAAUAUGCCACUGCGGAUGAGCAGACCCCGUCAGGAUACGCUUUUUGGAUCAGCCGUCUAGAACGCUACAGCUAUGCCGGAUGCCUGGGUCUUUGGCACGCACCCCUAUAUGACAACUUUGCCAACUUGCUUACUAAGUACGGUAACGCAACCGAUCCCACCAAUAUCAACUACACCACGGCAGCUGGCUACCCUCUCUACGAGUACUACGUGAACUCGAUGACGGGUCUACGGGCAAACACAAUAAGCUCUGGGGAUGCACUUUUUGACAGCUUUGCAACUAUUGGUACUGAUGGAACGGUGCGGGUUCUGGCUGGCUCACGUGCCGUCACUGGGAAUUAUACGCUGCAGAUCCAAGGCUUGGAGACUGUUGGGUAUUCUGCGUCGGGGACACUAAAUGCUGAGUACUAUGCUUACUACGGCUCSGAUGACAUAUUUGACACGUAUGGGGCGGCUCCGUACUUGGGUACUCAGAGCGUUCCUAUUAGCGAUGGCGUGGCGGACCUCAAUGUCUACAUUCCUGAUCGACAUACGGGAUGGAGAAUUGAGUUUCCUGUCGUUUAG